This is a messenger RNA of Acytostelium subglobosum LB1, 1491 nucleotides long. RefSeq lists its product as hypothetical. Gene Ontology annotation, cellular component: nucleus; FACT complex. The record is from RefSeq and is a predicted model, not a curated record. The coding region runs from base 1 to 1491 and encodes 496 amino acids. NCBI's taxonomy places the organism in Eukaryota, Evosea, Eumycetozoa, Acytosteliales, Acytosteliaceae. Gene Ontology annotation, molecular function: DNA binding; histone binding; nucleosome binding. The transcript has 6 exons.
AUGACCUCAGUUCAUCAAUUCAACAAUAUAUCACUUGGUGGAAGAAUUGGAGGUACAAGAGGUACACUAAAGAUAAACUCAGCUGGUCUAGCAUGGAAGACAGAGGCAGGCAGAAGUGAGACAGUUACUUCAGAGGAUGUUGAUAAGGCUUCAUGGAUUAGAUUGACACCAAAGCUUUAUCAACUGAACUUGGCAAUGAAGGGAGGCUCUAUCGUCAAGUUUGAUGGCUUCAGAGAGCAGGACCAUGAGUUCCUCAAGAAGUUCUUAUCAGAGAGCUAUCACGUCGACCUUGUGACGGCCGAGCUCUCGACCAAGGGCUCAAACUUUGGUGUGGCUUCGAUCGCUGGCUCAAUGGUCACAUUCCAAAUCGACGGCAAGACCUCGUUCGAGUUCCCCAUCAGCGACGUGUCUCAAUCAAUCGUCAACCCAAACAACAAGAACGAGUUGACCAUUGAGUUCCAGAACGACUCGACACUCGACGACGAGGACGAGUCGCUGGUCGAGCUGCGCUUCUUUGCGCCAACCCACGCAAAGGACGGCGACGAGGAGGACGAGGACGAGGAGCAUCCCAUUCAGGACUUCCAAGAGACAUUGCUCGCAAAGUCAGACAUUAGCAACGUGGGCAAGAGCAUUGCCCAGCUCAGCGACAUCAACUUCCUGACGCCACGUGCUCGCUUUGAGAUGGAGAUGUAUCCCAACUUCCUCAGACUGCACGGCAAGACACACGACUACAAGAUAUCAUACGACAUCAUCUCGAAGCUAUUCCAACUGCCCAGUCAAGAUCAGAACAACAUGUUCUUUGUCAUCAGCUUGGACCCACCCGUUCGUCAAGGCAACACCAAGUACUCCCAUCUCGUCAUUCAGAUACCCAAGGAGAAGGAGGCUUCACUCGAGCUCAACCUAUCAGAGGAGGCACAACUAAAGUAUCAAGACAAGCUGUCCCCAACGAUGAAGGGAACAUUCUAUGUGUUGGUGCGUAGGAUAUUGACAUCGAUGACUGGAAAGAACAUUAUUGUGCCAGGCAACUUCCAAUCGUUCAAUCAAGCCAACUCGAUCAAGUGUUCGCUAAAGGCCAGCGAGGGCAACCUCUAUCCACUGGAACGUUCAUUCUUCUUUAUCCACAAGCCGCCCACCUACAUCAAGUACACCGACAUCCAACUUAUCGACUUCUCACGUGCACCAAUCACCGUUGGCAGUGGCCGUAACUCAUCGACCAGUCGUACAUUCGACAUGAUCAUCACACUCAAGGAUUCCUCCACCAUCCAGUUCACCAACAUUCUCAAGGACGAGUACAGUCUGUUGCUUGACUUUAUAAACCAGAAACAGAUCAAGGUCGCAGUUCCAGAUAAAGGAGCUACACCAAUGCAGUUGGUUGACGAUGAGUCGUCCGACGAAGAUUAUGUUCCAUCUACUGAAGAGUCCGAGUCUGAGCUGUCGUCUCAAUCAGAGUCUGAAUCAGAGAAGAAGGCCAAGAAGAAGCAGAAGAAGUAA